CUGAAGGGAGCCCGCAGCAGCUCCAAUUGGCUCCCAGUCCAAGGAUGCGGCCAAUCGGAUUCGUCCCUGGGCUGCGUGUGUUUCCCCUUCCCCGACUCCCUGUCUUGCGCAUCACUUUCAGGCUCCCACAGUGCUACAUGGAUGUCCGUCGGCCCGACGGCGGGUUUUCCGGAGCCCCGGUGAUGGAGGAGGGGGCACAUGAUGCACAGAUGCCGAGGCAAUAGACGAGGAGAACGCAGUAGAAUUGGAACGAGACCUCAGAAGCGAGGAGGAGGAGGGGAGCGGCCGUCGUUGAUCCACACAGGAGCCCGGGCGUCUUCCGCCAUGGGCUGCUGGCUCUCCGGACCGUGGGUGGGCGACCCAGCGCUGAGCCAACGCGACGCGCUUCGCAUCCUCGCGGCGAGUCGGCUUCCCGUCACCAUGCAGGUGAAGAGUCAGAGGGGCGGCGGCGGCGGCGGCGCCAUGGAGGCGGACCCCCGUGGGGCCUGGGAGCCCCUGCCCCUCAACCUUCAGCACCUGAAUCUGCCCCUGCCCAGGAUGCCAGCGGGGCUCAACGCUGCCAGCCCCGCCUAUCAGGACAGGCAUUAUUUCGGCCACUUGUCUCUGCCGCAAGAUCACUGCGACGGAGGACGCUUCGGCUACCUGCCAAGCUCCCCGAGGGACACCGUGGACACGGGCCACCAGGAUCCGGAUGUGAGCGGGCGGCGAGCCAAGGAGCGCAACUGCCUGAUGGGAUGUUGCAACGUCAACCUCGACGAGCCCAAAGGAUACCACGGCCAGCCGGACGAUGACGACUUCAUGCUGGAGAAGCCUUUGGGCUUCCUGCCCUUCCACCACGAGCUGGACAGCGGCCUUGGCUGGACCGACGGUUCCCUCCACCAAGGUGACCUCUCCGGCCUGGAGACCGAGGAGGCCGGCCUGGAGGACUGCCACUCCCGCGGCGCCCCGGGCCCCGGCGGCCGCGGGGCCUUCGGACCCGGCGGCGGCGGCGGCGGCGGCUCGCCUUCCUCCGAGUCCUUCGUUUCGUCGGAGCUCAGCGACUCGGGCUUCUACAGCGUGAGCACCGGAGAGUUCCGCCACUUCCAGAGGAUGCUGGAGAAGCGCAUGCGGCUGUACAACGCCAGGCUGCAGCACCAAGGAGAGACGUGCGAGAGGCGGGAGCGUCGCGACAGCUGCCCCAUGAGCCACCGCGAGCUACUGGAGGCCAUCCCCGAGACGCUCACCGUGCAGCCCCCGUGUCAGCGCCUGCAGAUGGGGAUGGAGGAGGCCCCUGGCGCCAUCUUGGACGUGCCGAACCGCGGACUUUUCAGGGUGUCAUCAGUCCAGUUCCACAAAACGGACCGUCCCUGCCUGAACCGCCACAGCUCCAGCAGCGGGGCCCUCUUCAACCCCUCCCACGCCCACACGGCCGUGCCCCGAAUGAGCGGCCCCGUCCUCUCCACCUGCAGCACGCCCUCCAGCCACCGGAGGCCGCUAGCUCCCACGCAGCAGCCGCACCACCUGGGUCCCGGCUCGGCGGGGAUGCUGAGGAGAAGCCGUACCCUGCACCACCGCCCGCCGCAGCAAGAGUACCGGCGUAGGGCCAGCCACCCGGCCUCGCCGUCCUACUGCGCGGCCACCCUGCACCGCUGCGGCGCGGGCCCGCCUCAUGGCGUCCUGCAGCCAGGGCUGCCGGAGGAGACCGAGAUGGGGGCGGACGUGAUGGCUUCCCCACUCUCCGCACAGCAGCACCCAGUGCACAUCCGGGUGCCCAGCGAUCACGAGCUGCGCUACAACGCCAACCCCAAUGCCCACCACGAAUGGUGGCGGCAAAUGACCUUGAUGCCCGACCCGCUGGCGACGGAGCAGGGCGACCAAAUGGAGAGGGAAGAUAUGGAGAAAAGUCUGGAUAGGGAGGCGCGGAUUCAGGAGGAGGUGGAACGAGACUUGCAAAGGAGCCGGGCGGCCAGGGAGCAGCGGCACCUCCAGGGCGCGGUCCACCUCGCCCAGCCGGGGGACGUCAACGACACGUGGCCCAAGCCGGCCAGCCGCCAGGCCCAGGGUGGCGGAGGAGGAGCCCGGGGUCUUUACAGCACCCUGGAGGGCCACACGGGGGCCACCCCUACUACCGCAUUGGAUGCGAGGAAAGCGCAGCCGGACGCGCAGCCGGCGACUUCCGGUCUUCAGCCCAAAGCGAUCCCUUGCUCCAAACCCAGCACAACUUCCCGGGUGUCCAGGAACCAGCUCCUGAGGGACCGGGCGUCACAGCUGGCCGACGAGCGCAGCGGGAUGAGCACGGACGAGGAAACCAGCGCGGACAUGCUGCUGGGUCGGUACUGGAACCGGACGGAGAGGAGAGAACACUUCCUGCUGGCCCGCGAGCAGAAGCAGCAGCAGGCCCGGGGAGGGGCAGGAACCGGGCCCGGGCCCGUCCCGCCCCGCUCUCCGGCGCCGGACGCCCGGGCGGGCGGCGCCGUGACGGACGGGCGGUGCAACACGGUGCUGGAGAUGAGUCAGAGGAAGCUGAGCCGGCUGAGGAACCGGAAGAUGUUGGACGACUGGACCACGGUGGAGGAGCUGCUGACGCACGGAACCAGGCUGGACAGCCACGACCACCGCAUGCUGUGUGCCCGCCCCCUGCUCACCGUCACCACUGUCUAAGUCUGGAGGUCUCAAACUUGUGGGGUCCAGGGACCCCUUCCUGGGGAGAAUUUUCCCAAGAACCCUCUCAUAAGCCUAACCCUAACGAAACAUAUCUACCAUGCCACAGGAAUGAAAAA
Molecule: messenger RNA, 2759 nt
Organism: Phycodurus eques (leafy seadragon)
Lineage: Eukaryota; Metazoa; Chordata; Actinopteri; Syngnathiformes; Syngnathidae
Exons: 7
Coding region: 199-2640 (813 amino acids)
Source: RefSeq, a predicted model, not a curated record